UUACAUUUUGGUAAGUUGCGGCGCACGGCAGUCGAUUGCCAGGAAACAGAAAAUCUGGACCUGUAGUGAGCGUUCGUGCCAAACUUUUCGUGGGACAUUUUUGAAAAUGGCACAAAAGCCGUCUUUGCCACCUGGCUAUCUUGGUGCUCAGCCGAAAUUUGCUGAAUUAGGACUCUCAGCUUUAAGUAAUAUAGAUUCGGAAAUAGUCGCCGACAAUAAUGAAUUGGAAAUCAAAAUAAAAUUCAAGGAUAAUGUUAAGGUAACGCAUCAGUUAAUUAACACCCGCGAUGAAAAGGACAUAUCAGACUUCGUGUUUACGCAAACGUAUUGUGGUACCAUCACGUUCAUCAUCCAUCUGCCAGAGUCCGGCUACUACAAAUUCCAGAUUUUUGCCCUUUCGGAAAAUGAUGAGAGUAAGUCGCUUCCAAACGUCUAUAACUACUUGAUCAACUGCACUCAAGCUCUUACGCCAGUCUUCCCAUUCCCGAAGCAGUACGCACAGUGGAAGAAUGGCUGCUAUUUACACAAGCCCCUAGUACUCCACAAGGAAAUGCCACUGCGUGAUAUAUUCUGGAAAGUGGUUAUCCCUGACGCCAAGGCCGUCGCCGUGGUUGCAGAUGGAGAAUGGUUCCAUCUUGAGAAGAAGGGCAACCAUUUUGAAGGCAGUUCAAACUUAGAUCCAUUUAAAGGCAAGGACACUAAAGUCACUGUCAAAGCCAACUUCGGACCAGACGAAUCCAAAUACUCUACCAUGUUGCAGUAUAAUCUAUAACCGCUUUACACGAGGACUAAAAGUUUCGUACCCACACAGAUAGUGAUAUUAAUUAAUGUCUGAUUAUGAAAUUAGUAUCCCAAAAAGUGACAAGACAAACGUUAAUGAAAAAAAAAACCGAAAUCGGUAAUGUUUCCUUCUAACGAUCGAUGACAUUAAUAAUUUUAUACUGUGUAUAUCAAACUAGACAAAUAAUUUGCUGCUUAGUUCAAAACGUGCAAACGUUCCUUAUAUGAAUUCCUGCGCGUGCUUUUGCUAUGUUAUUUAUUUAGUAGCAGUUACAACUUUCGUAGUAGUUUAAUUGAUAAAAUUAUUUUUGGAUCUUACGUUAAUUAAAUUUUCAAAAUGGA
Mercenaria mercenaria is the source of this 1122-nucleotide messenger RNA. RefSeq lists its product as uncharacterized. The coding region runs from base 107 to 772 and encodes 221 amino acids. The record is from RefSeq and is a predicted model, not a curated record. NCBI's taxonomy places the organism in Eukaryota, Metazoa, Mollusca, Bivalvia, Venerida, Veneridae. The transcript has a single exon.